Cucurbita moschata (crookneck pumpkin) is the source of this 2575-nucleotide messenger RNA. Its product is annotated as probable LRR receptor-like serine/threonine-protein kinase At4g37250. The transcript is spliced from 2 exons. Lineage: Eukaryota; Viridiplantae; Streptophyta; Magnoliopsida; Cucurbitales; Cucurbitaceae. The record is from RefSeq and is a predicted model, not a curated record. Gene Ontology annotation, biological process: protein phosphorylation. The coding region runs from base 178 to 2418 and encodes 746 amino acids. Gene Ontology annotation, molecular function: protein kinase activity; protein binding; ATP binding.
UAAUUAGGUAUAAUUUUGAUUAAAAAAAAAUGAUUAAUUAGGAGCAUAUAACGUAGAACAGGAAUUUAUAGGUUGCAGAGAUCCAGUAAGUAAGAGCAUAUUGGUUUUGAAUUCUUUGCUAUUUUUUGCUCUUUAUGAUUCCUUAGCGAUGUGGGUUUUCUUUUAUUCUAUCGAAUCAUGAGCUGCCAUUGGAGCUGCACAGUUCUUGCUUUUCUUCUUCUUCAAUCUUCUUGCUAUGGACUGAAUUUUGAUGGGGUUCUCUUGCUUUCCUUCAAGUAUGGCGUUUUGGAUGACCCUCUUUUUGUUCUUCAGAACUGGAAUUACUCCGAUGAGACGCCCUGUUCAUGGCGGGGAGUUCAAUGCUCUGACGGUGGUGGUGGCGGCUCUAGAGUUACAGGUUUGUCUCUACCGAAUUCUCAGCUGAUGGGCUCUGUUUCUUCUGAUCUGGGUCUGAUUCAAAACCUUGAAUCGGUUGAUCUUUCUAAUAAUUCCUUUAAUGGGUCUCUUCCCCGGUCUCUGUUUAACGCUACCAUGCUCCGGUUUCUUGAUUUGUCGGAGAAUUUGAUCUCCGGUGAGGUUCCGGCGGCGGUGGGUGGACUUGGGAAUCUGCAAGUUCUUAACCUCUCUGGUAAUGCUUUGGUCGGGAAGUUUCCGGGUGAUCUUGCGGAUUUGGGUAAUCUUACGGUUGUGUCUUUGAAGAACAAUUACAUUUCCGGUGAAAUUCUCGGUGGGUUUAAGACGGUGGAGGUUUUGGAUCUGUCUUCUAAUUUGAUUGAUGGAGCUUUGCCGUCUGAUUUUGGUGGCGACAAUUUACGUUAUUUCAACAUCUCGUACAAUAAACUUUCCGGCAAAAUCCCGCCGGAUUUCGCUCAUAAUAUUCCGGCCAACGCCACUAUUGAUCUCUCCUUCAAUAACCUCACCGGAGAAGUCCCAGUUUCUGAUGUGUUCAUGAACCAAGAAGCAAAAUCCUUCACCGGAAAUCGCCAACUCUGCGGCGAGUUAACGACAACCCCAUGUUCAAUUCCUUCUUCGGCGGCGUCUCUCCCGCCGGCGAUCGCUGCCAUUCCACUAGACCGAAGUACUCCAGAAACGACAUCGCCGGAAAAACAGAGCGAAACUCGGUUCAAACCCUCAACAAUCGUCGCCAUUGUACUGGGAGAUAUUGUCGGAUUGGCAAUUCUGUUCCUCCUGUUCUUCUACGUCUAUCACUUGAAGAAAAAAAACAAAUCCGUCGAAACCCAUUUGAAAAACGAAGCCAAUUUGGCCAAAGAGAGCUUCUCCACAUCCUCAUCGGAAUCCAGAGGAGUUUCCCGAUGGUCCUGUUUAAGAAAAACAGAGGACCCAGAAGAGGGAAAUUCCGAUCAGGCGAGUGCCGUGUCAAUCCCCGGCCACCGUGAGACGGCAGAGGAGGGAGGAGACGGGAACAGAAAGGGGACUUUGGUGACGGUAAACGGCGGAGAGAAGGAGCUUGAACUGGAGGCGCUGCUGAAAGCAUCAGCGUACAUCCUGGGCGCCACCGGAUCAAGCAUAACAUACAAAGCAGUGCUGGAAAACGGGACGGCGUUUGCCGUGAGAAGAAUCGGAGAUGGCGGCGUGGAAAAAUUCAAAGAUUUCGAGAAUCAAAUUCGUGUCGUAGCUAAAUUGGUUCAUCCAAAUUUGGUUCGUGUUCGUGGGUUCUAUUGGGGCGUCGAUGAAAAGCUCAUAAUUUAUGAUUUUGUUCCUAAUGGAAGCCUUGCCAAUGCUCGUUACAGGAAAGUGGGUUCGUCGCCUUGUCAUCUUCCAUGGGAGCCUCGAUUGAGAAUAGCCAAAGGAGUAGCUCGUGGCCUUUCUUAUCUCCAUGACAAGAAGCAUGUCCAUGGCAACUUGAGGCCCACCAACAUUCUUUUGGGUUUCGAUAUGGAGCCCAAGAUCGGCGAUUUCGGUCUCGACAAGCUCUUCUUGGGUGACUCGAGUUACAAGCCUGGUGGCUCAACUCGAAAUUUUGGGAGUAAACGGUCUACCGCAUCUCGAGAUAGCUUCCAAGAUUUCGUCACUGGACCAAGUCCAAGCUCGAUUAAUGGAGUGUCGCCGUACUUGCCACCAGAGUCACUUCGGAGCUUGAAGCCCAAUUCAAAAUGGGAUGUGUACUCUUUUGGAGUGAUAUUGCUCGAGCUAUUGACAGGGAAGAUCAUCGUGUUGGAUGAGUUGAGCCAGGUACUUGGACUUGCAAUUGAAGAUAAGAGUCGAGCCCUAAAAAUGACUGACAUGGCGAUUCGAGGUGAGAUGGAGGGGAAAGAAGAAGCUUUGUUGUCUUGCUUUAAAUUAGGAUAUAGUUGUGCAUCACCUAACCCACAAAAGAGACCAUCCAUGAAGGAAUGCUUGCAAGUUUUGGAGAAAUUUCCAACCAUAUCCACUUCAUCACACUAUUAUGGUCUCUAAGGGGGAAAGUGCAAAUAAUAUAGAGGUGUUUGGAUUAUUAACUAACAGUCCAAUGUGUUUGUAAUUGAGCGUGUGUGAUUGAUGCAUGAAAAGAUUGCAUUUGUUGUGUUCUAAACUUAUGAUCCACUAAUUUUUUUUAGUUAAAUUUUAUAAAAAA